GAUCCAAAAAAGAGCAUCAUCGAUUCACCACAACAACGUCGGAGCACGAAUAUCGAAUUGAGACGUACUUUUCGAUUCCCAAGUCUCCUGAAUUAUCUGACGCUCAUAUCCGACGCUGCUUAUGGAGCCCAUUCACCAUGGCGUCGGUAAAGUCUCUGGGACUGCACCAACCGACCGCACUACAUCGUACAAUUGAGGAACUUGGUCUUCCGCAGAGCACCAACCUCUCUUCAUUGCAUUGGGAAAUAAACACCGACAAGCGCGACACGCCAGCUGUUGAAGACGAAAUCCUCGUGACCAAGACGUGUGUCGUAUGGAGCCGAGGUGGAAUAUUCCGAAAGUCUUAUAAAUUCGACCUCGAGAACGAACCCAUCACUCAGGCACUGCUGGCAUACUUCCCCGCGUAUGAUGAGCUGCGGAAGCCCAAAAACAAGAAGAGGUCUUCAGUACCACUGGAAACCUCCAAGAAGCCGUCCAAGGCUCUGAUCGUAUUUCUCAAAACCCAAGCCCACCUUCAUUUUAUCUCAGGGGCCAGCCAUGUCAUCCAUAUGCCUUUCGAGGUUGAGGCCGCUUGCGCUGCGCCGCAGGGCGUCAUCAUACAAAGGAAGCAUCACACUGAGAACAACAUACCGGUAUCACUUAAGUUCCCCAGGGUUCCCCCAAACUCGUUCGUUUCCUCUCAGAUCACAGCUCCAUCUCUACGGGGUUCACAGCAAACCACUUUCUCGAUAGAGGGCCUGGGAAACCCCAGAAGCCUGCCUCUAAAGCUGGGUUCGACACUAGAAGAUAUAUGGGAGGUCCCCUUGGGGAAAUCACAAUCUAAGUGGCCGAGGCUGGUGACUCUGAUUGACCCACUGCAAGAUAUUGGUCUCGUCGUUACAGAUUCUCAAUCAGCGCAACGGGCAGCGACAAGAAGAGGAACUUCCAAGUCGCCAUAUCUUCUAGACCCCGCCGAAGAGAUCCUUCACAUCGAGGAAAUACAGCUUCCAAGCUCACUACAGCCGCCAGAAAACGACCCACUUAUCCUCGCCGUUACAGUCAAUAGAGAAGCAAAUACGUACACAUUAUGGAGGUUAUCGUACAACAAGACUGGCGAUAAUCCUGUACAUGGGAGCAAGAAGAGCGAUAUCACAGCAAACAGACGCCGCAGCUCGAUGCAGCCACAGUUCGCCAGUGGGGCUUCUACACCGAUCCAGGUUAACUUCCGGGAAAGCUUUGGCGCGCCCUUGCCAGGGAAGCGGCAGAGGAAAAGCGAAAGACUUGAGAGGUUUGAGAGGACUGAACAAUCGGAAAAGUCACUUGAUCUUGUUAGCUCUCUGAAUGCAGAUAAAGACGGAGGCGUCACUCGAAGACAGUCACGCAGAGUCAGCUCCAUGUUAGCUCGUGCUGAUCUUUCCGCGUCACAAGAACGAUCCGCCUUUUCAGAACAGCAGCUGAUGCCAAAUCUCGGCAGCUCGAUGAGGGACUCUUUUAGCAACCAAGGAGGCCGCCACUCUCUCAACUACAACCAGACCAUCCACCCUAGCUUAGGUAGCUUACUCGAGGCUCCCAUCGACAAUGUUCUUGACGAGCUGCGAGCAGGAGGUGACUUUGAAGGCUUUCACAGCAUGGGUCUUGACGAUCACGACUGUGACGGACUGGCACAAGAAAUGGUGUUUACCAAGGUUCACACCAUUGAUAUUGACAGCUCUAAUGUUCGUUACUCCGUAUCGAGUCAGCCUGCGCGGUACCAGAGCAGUGUUUUUAUUCUUUCGAGCCCCAAGCUCUCCGUUGAUGAUAAUCGGAGAAGCGAGCUCAUUCUUGGCAUCCAAGAUGCAGUGGACAAGAAGUUGCAACUUCUCACAAUCGACAUACACAAGAGUGGGCAAUUUCUCGUUCCCCCCCGAUCAGCCAAACUUCCUGAAAUUCACUCGAACACCCUUCGAGUUACCUGUGGCCAGCUACGACGAGCACAUCCCGUUGUUGAUGCUUGUAAAGUUGUGGACGGCGAUCUUUCGGCGAUACUCAUAUUAUCCGAAGGCAAUGAUGGACGACGCGAGCUCAGUAUUCAGGCACCAUGGCUGGAGAAAACACCCAUUACUCUUCCUCGAUUGCUACUCGAGAACGAGCGCAGCCUACAAUAUAUCGGUCGUGUCAUCGAUCGAGAUGUACGACAGCGAAGGUCCGAAGCACUGGAUACGGCGAAUGGCAUCAUCCGUGCUCUUCGAUAUUCUCGCAUGGGUGGCAUCGUAGAUGUUGUGGACGCUGAGAGGCGUCAUCACCAAAUCCAGAUUCAGCUGCAACCCCGCAAUCCUUUGGCUCGCAAGGUUCUUGAUGCAUGCCGCAGCCUCCUCCCCUCGUCUCAAUCCAAGAAAAUGUUACCAGGCUGGUGGCAAGCCAUGAUGUGGCUACAGGCAGAAGAUAUGCAGGUGGCGGAUAACGAAUGGUCGGCCCUCGUGAUUCACAUCCUGUCUAUCUUCCUUGUCUUGGGAGGCGCUGAGGCAGCUGUCCCGGCUCCGCGGAGGCCGGUCAAGGGUCGCAGACGACCCCCUUCAGGCUCAUUUGGUUCCAUGAACAACAUUGAGGAAUGGCGCUCACUGCAGCUGCAUGAGACACCCAAUGCCCUUGGCUGCCCGGUAUGGCAGCAGAACAGAGGCUGGGACUGGACUGCGGACCAUGACGAUGAUCUAGACACCAAGGGCGACUUUGUUGAUUGCAAAUUUCUGCCAACGCACAUUCAGUAUACCCAAGCAUACCUCUCAUCAAGCAUCGAAGGGGAUGUACCAAGAACUGGAUAUGCGUUAUCAUCAGCAAUCCUCCAGAAUACAGAGGAUUCGUACAGUGCAGUCUGGACCUUUUUCACCGGACUACACCUUCUACUCGAAGAACAAAAGCUGGAUACUUCCACUCCAGAAUAUGCAACCCCUGGUAUUGCGGAGCUUCGCGUCUUGAUGGCGCAGAUUGCACGCUGGCUAAGGUGGCACGAAUAUGCCUCCUAUUACGAGAUGGGUCUUCAAGAGGAACUGGAAAUUCUCGCUAUCGAGAUACCACAGCCGCAGUGGAUGGGCAAGUCCUAUGAUGUUAUUGAAUGGAUUAACACCAACCUCACUCGUGGUGACAGGACAGAUUUCCUGACACUAGCUUUUGCACGCCAGAAAGGGGUGCCAGACUCUAGUCGACAACCUCCAACGGAUACACGGUGGGACUUGAUGACACCGAGAACCCAUAUGUUCCAGGGCUUUUUCUCCAAGCUUCGCGCGAGAAACGAUGCGGUUGGGAUUGUUGAGGCCAUGCAUAGCUCGGGAAUUGAUGUCCGCGUGUUGGAAACGCUACCGGAGGCCGUUUUGACGCCCCUGCGUGACGCUAUAGCCAGCUGCCAGGCACGACCUCCGUCCUCAUGGUCGAAGGACAUGCUGAAGCUGGUGAGUCGCAGCGACAUCACCCUCAUGUACGAACCUAGCAUGAAGCUCCAACAACGACCGUUCAACAUAACAGCCCCCAUUCACAUCGCCUCCUGGGAUUUCCGGACCAUAUGCCAAACUCUUGAUGAGUUCAUCUCUGCCGGCUAUGAUGAUGGCGAGGGUACGGAGAGACAAGCAGUCAUCAGAGCUUUGUUCAAGGAGGACCGACGCCUCAACGAAGCGCAGGACCUCCUGUCCACCCACAGACCACGUAUCGUCCGCCUAGACUCUGAGCCUGGUUGGACCGAGAGUCAAUAUCUCGAGAAGCAGAAAGAGCUUGUCUCGAGGGUUGCUACAGGCACGUUGGCAAUUCCAGCUGGUCGUGCCCUUCUUUAUUAUGGCCUACGAUAUCCCUUGUUGACACAAAAGUUCCACAUCGGAGGCUUUAACCUCAAUUGUAUCGUGCGUCCAACGAAUGUCACUGUGGGCGUGGACAGAUCACAGUUCACAGAGGAAAAGGUCUGCUGGGGCUUCUUCCACCAAGGGGUGGCCGCCGGCUUGGCUAUAUCCUCACAGGCUAAAGGCAUCGAUACAUCCUGGAUUUUAUACAAUAAACCUGGUCAGGAUCUCAACAAUCGCCAUGCAGGGUUUUUGUUAGCUCUUGGUCUGAAUGGUCACCUCAAAGACGUUGCGAAAUGGGUCGCUUUCAAGUAUUUGACACCAAAGCACACCAUGACCUCGAUUGGGCUGCUUCUUGGACUUGCUGCGUCGUACCUAGGUACUAUGGAUUCUCUCAUCACACGUCUCCUGUCGGUACACGUUACGCGUAUGCUUCCACGUGGAGCAGCCGAGCUGAACAUCUCGCCCCUGACCCAGACGACCGGCAUCAUGGGCAUCGGUCUUCUCUAUUGCGGUAGUCAACAUCGGCGGAUGAGCGAGAUCAUGAUGUCCGAGAUCGAGCAUGUUGGUGAGGACGAAAGCCCUGAGCCCCUGAGGAGUGAGUGUUACCGCCUCGCUGCUGGGUUUUCGCUUGGGUUCAUCAACCUUGGUAAAGGCAAAGACCUCAAGGGGCUCCAUGAUAUGAGACUCACCGAAAAGCUCAUCGGCAUUGCAACGGCGAACAAGAAGGUUGAGAUGGUGCAAAUUUUGGAUCGUGCUGCUGCAGGCGCAGUCAUGGCUCUCGCCCUUAUCUUCAUGAAGUCGGAGGACCACAUCGUGGCGCGUAAGAUCGAUGUGCCGGAAUCGGUCGUACAGUUCGACUACAUCCGUCCAGACAUCCUUCUCUUGCGUACUGUUGCCAAGAAUUUGAUUCUUUGGAGCCAGAUUGAGCCUUCAUUCGAGUGGAUCGCGCAAAGUUUACCCACGCCGUUCCGCUUCCGCCAUAGAUUGACCGGCACUAUAGUCUUGAGGAGCACCGAUCUCCCUUUUUUCAGCAUCCUCGCAGGUCUUUGCUUCUCUCUAGCGUUGCGGUUCGCCGGAAGUGGCUCGCUGAAAGCUCGCGAUAUCCUCAUUCAUUACCUCGAUCAGUUCAUGCGUAUCUCGCGUAUUGUCUCUACGAAACGAGUUCCACAAUUCGAUCGGCCAAUUUACGAUGAGGAGCUUGCACGAUCAAACGCACCACACCUUGCUAUUGGAGCACUGUUUCUUGGUUGUGGGACAACAACGUUCGGUACCAGCGAUCUUGCUAUCGGUUGUCUAUUGGUAGCUUUCUACCCCGUGCUCCCAAUAUCGGUGAUGGACAACCGCGCGCAUCUGCAAGCUUUCCGUCACUUCUGGGUCCUCGCAGCCGACCCGAGAUGUCUAGUGGCUAAAGAUGUCGCAACAGGACAGCCUAUCAGCGUUCCUGUCCAUAUACGCAUGAGAUAUCCCGCGGCUCACUCGUCAUCAUCAAAUCCGGACCACGACGUUCUAAUUCGUACCACCCCCUGCCUAUUACCACCACUGUCAGAUAUCUCGUCUCUUCGCACUAAUGCUGGUCCGGACUUUUGGGAUGUGGAACUGGACUUGAAAAGCGAUGCGGCGCUUAUGACAACGAUUGCCAAGAACCCGAGCCUAUUCCUCAAGAAACGUCCUCCUCUCGAGGCUCCUUUCUCUGCUACGCUCCGUGCACUGGGGCGCAGCUCCUUGGCGGACGCCACGCAUGGCGGGGGCCAACACGACCCUUUGGUGUGGAUCUUCCGCGCCGAAGCAUUGCAAGGCCUCUCUCAUGCUGAGCAAGGGCUCGUGCUCGAUGGUAACGCUGCUAUGGACGGGAGCGUGACCGUUACUUCUGCUGUUGAUACACGCCUCGUUCUGGAACAAAGUGCCAAAAGCUUUUCACGGGAGAGAUUGCAAGGGCUCAAGCUCUUAUUCGGAUGGGCGGAUGUUCGAGAUCGAGUGGAACCCCGGAACGUUGCGUCUGCUGUUGUCAAUGGGUUACAGACACCAGGGCAACGGCAGGAGGAAUAUGAAGGCGGGGAGGCUAAGGAGGCUAGGGGGGAAGGCGAAGGUUGGUGGAUACGGAAUAGUGUUAUUGAGGCUCUCAAGGGACAGGUCUUUCUUGCUGCGAGAGAAAACAUCACGGUCUAA
Molecule: messenger RNA, 5948 nt
Organism: Verticillium dahliae VdLs.17
Lineage: Eukaryota; Fungi; Ascomycota; Sordariomycetes; Glomerellales; Plectosphaerellaceae
Exons: 4
Coding region: 138-5948 (1936 amino acids)
Biological process (GO): metaphase/anaphase transition of mitotic cell cycle; protein K11-linked ubiquitination; anaphase-promoting complex-dependent catabolic process
Cellular component (GO): anaphase-promoting complex
Molecular function (GO): molecular adaptor activity
Source: RefSeq, a predicted model, not a curated record